Molecule: messenger RNA, 342 nt
Organism: Lycium barbarum (goji berry)
Lineage: Eukaryota; Viridiplantae; Streptophyta; Magnoliopsida; Solanales; Solanaceae
Exons: 1
Coding region: 1-342 (113 amino acids)
Source: RefSeq, a predicted model, not a curated record
AUGGUUGGGGAGCAGGUUUUGUUGAAAGUCUCAUCCAUAAAGGGUGUGAUGAGGUUUGGGAAGAAAGGCAAGCUCAAUCCUAGGUUCAUCGGUCUCUUCGAGAUCCUAAGCCGUGUGGGGGAGGUAGCCUAUAAGUUGGUUUUGCCUCUAGGUUUGUCUGGCGUUCAUCCAGUUUUUCAUGUCUCUAUCUUGAAGAGAUAUCAUGGUGAUGGUUCCUUUAAUAUUCGUUGGGAUUCAAUCUUGUUGGAUGAGAACAUGUCUUAUGAGGAAGGGCCUAUUGCUAUUCUAAAUACAGAGGUUCAUAAGUUGAGGUCUAAGGAGAUUGCUUCAGUGAAGGCUUAG